UCCCUGCGCGACGGGCUGCGCCGAUGCUACAGCGCAGUCUUUUGGUCAGCCUUCCUAUCUCUUGGAGUCAUCAUGGAAGGUUACGAUGCCAUCCUCCUUAACUCUCUUUACGGUCUUCCUUCCUUCCAGCAGAAGUUUGGCGUGCGCCAACCCGACGGCACGUACAACAUCACAGCCAAAUGGCAAAGCAUCGUUUCCAAUGCCGUCAUGCUUGGACAAUUCUUUGGCCUCUUCAUCGCCGGCUGGGCUUCUGACAAGUUCGGCUUUCGACGAACCACCAUGGUCACAUGCGUCUUGACGGCGGCCGUCAUUUUCAUGCAGUUCUUCAGCACCGAUCUCAAGAUGUUGACCGGCGCAGAAGUCCUGUUCGGCUUCCCCCUAUCCGUCUUCCUCACUCUGACCACCGUCUAUGCUGCGGACGUUUGCCCGCUGGUUUUGCGACCGUACUUGACCACUUGGGUCAACCUCUGCUGGACCAUCGGCAAGGUCAUUUCCGCCGGCGUGCUUCGAGCCUUCGUCAACACGGAAUCGCACUGGGGAUACAAAGUGCCCUUCGCAACGCAGUGGAUUUGGCCGCCCCUCAUACUCGUCGGUACAUUCUUCGCUCCCGAGUCGCCUUACUGGUUGGUCAGACAGAACCGAGUUGAGGACGCCCGCAAGAGCUUGCGGCGCUUGUUUCACGGUUUCACCGAACAGGAGAUCCAGCAGUAUCUUGCUCAGAUCGUCGUGACCAAUGAACACGAAAUCGAAUUGCAGCAGGGAACCUCGUACUUGGAUUGCUUGAAGGGCACAAACCUUCGCAGGACUGAAAUCGCCUGCAUGACCUGGAUCAUCCAGCCUUUCUGUGGCUUCGCCGUGGUGGGCUAUGCGACAUAUUUCUUUGAACAAGCUGGGAUCGACUCGAACGAUGCAUUCAGCCUGAGUCUCGGUCAGCAAGCGAUUGCAUUCUGCGGAGGGAUCGCCAUGUGGUUUAUCCUUCCUCGCGUGGGCCGUCGCACCUUGAUGCUUUGGGGUCUCGUGAUCAGCGCCAUCACGCAGAUCAUCGUCGGUGGGCUGGGUAUACCAGCGCCCAGGAGCGGCGUGGCUUGGGCGACGGGCGCCGUCCUCAUGGUGUACAUCCUGAGUUACUCCAUGACGAUCGGACCUUUGGCAUACAUUAUCGUCGCCGAAAUGGGAUCCAGCCGUCUGCGCGCCAAGACGACGGUGCUGGCUCGUAACGCUUACCAAGUUGCCACGGUGGUCAACAACGUGCUCACCACGUACCAGAUCAACAGCGCCGCGUGGAACUGGAGGGGCAAGGCCGGCUUCUUCUGGGGAGGCUUCAACGUGUUGUUGUUCGUCUACUGUUACUAUCGUUUGCCAGAAAUCAAAGCCCGGACUUUUUUGGAGCUGGAUUUGCUCUUUGAGAAUCACGUUCCUGCUAGGCAUUUCAAGGACUGCGAUAUUGAC
Exophiala viscosa is the source of this 1449-nucleotide messenger RNA. RefSeq names its product putative sugar transporter. The annotation marks the transcript as partial. The transcript has a single exon. Lineage: Eukaryota; Fungi; Ascomycota; Eurotiomycetes; Chaetothyriales; Herpotrichiellaceae. Gene Ontology annotation, molecular function: carbohydrate:proton symporter activity. Gene Ontology annotation, biological process: transmembrane transport; carbohydrate transport. The record is from RefSeq and is a predicted model, not a curated record. Gene Ontology annotation, cellular component: membrane.